Messenger RNA from Chanos chanos (milkfish), 864 nucleotides. It is a transcript of the gene ca4c, whose product is annotated as carbonic anhydrase IV c. Gene Ontology annotation, cellular component: plasma membrane. The record is from RefSeq and is a predicted model, not a curated record. Gene Ontology annotation, molecular function: zinc ion binding; carbonate dehydratase activity. Lineage: Eukaryota; Metazoa; Chordata; Actinopteri; Gonorynchiformes; Chanidae. The transcript is spliced from 9 exons. Bases 1 to 864 code for a protein of 287 amino acids.
AUGAGGUCCUUAUUGCACUGCUUCAGUCUGCUGCCUCUGCUCUACCUCUGCUCUGCUCAGUGGUGCUACCAAAGCCAAUACUCAUGUGAUCAGACAUGCAGAGAGCCCAGCCACUGGUAUGUUGAGUUCUCAAUGUGUGGAGGGAGACGACAGUCUCCCAUUAAUAUUGUCACACACAAAGUCCAAAGCAACAUUUCUCUGGGCCCCUUCAUCUUUGAGGGUCACACAGAUACGCUCAACAUCACUGUGGAAAACAUGGGACACUCAGCACACUUUGACCUUCCCCCGACGGUGCGGGUCAGCGGAGGAGGUCUCCAAAGCCGGUAUAAAGCAGUCCAGUUCCAUUUUCACUGGGGAGAGAAUGCAGGACCGGGCUCAGAACACACAGUGGAUGGGGAACGCUACCCCAUGGAGCUCCAUAUUGUUCACAUCAAAGAGAAGUACAGUUCCCUAGAGGAGGCUGAGAAAGAUCCAGAGGGUAUAGCACUGUUGGCCUUCUUCUUUGAGGAAUCCUCAAAGCAGAAUGAACACUUCAAUGCAUUGAUAGAAGCUUUGGGGAGAGUGCGUUACCAUGGCAACACCAGUUCAAUACCAGUCUUUAGGAUGAGUGAUCUGAUCCCCGCAGCCAAUGAGCUCUCCAGCUACUACCGCUACAUAGGUUCUAUGACCACGCCCGGCUGUGACGAGGCAGUCAUCUGGACCGUGUUCCGCCAAACCCUCCCCAUCAGCCACAAACAGCUGGUCAAGGUGUCCCAGCAACUUUUGUUUUGGACAGGGAGGCCCAUGACCAACAUCUUUCGACCUGUGCAGAAUCUGAACGGCCGGACUGUCAGUGGAACCAACUCAGUGGUUAAUGCAUUCUAA